CGCUAGAAGAUGAUUCUUUCCGUUCAUCUGCUGCUGUUUUUCUGCUGUGGUCUGAGUUUAGCCCAGCUUCAGAAUGAUGCACCAACUGAACUGGGCUGCUCACAGUCCUGCAUUAAUCAGACAGAGUUUGCUGCAAUGAAAGAAAGACUGGAAGUUGUGGAACAAAAACUGAAAGACAGUGAAGACCAGACUGCUGACCUCAGGAGGCAAGCAAGUAGUCAGGUGAUAUUCUCUGCGGCAACUGGAGGAAAUGGACCUAUUGGACCCUUCAACACAGAUAUAACUUUAAUCUACAGAACUGUCAUUACCAACAUUGGAUUUGGUUACAACCCAUACACAGGUAUCUUCACCGCACCAUUCUACGGUGUUUAUUACUUUACCUUCUUCUAUCACGCUGGAGGAGAACGUCCCACAAUCUUGUUUCUCUACAAGAACAACCAGGCGAUUGCUGUGUCCAAUGACCAUGCGACAAGCUACGACGGAGCAGAUAACGGAGGAAAUGCAGUGUUUUUGCAGCUGCAGAGAGGAGACCAAGUGUAUAUGCGCAUGCAGGCAAACACACAUGUUUGGGGAUCUGAUGGACAUACAACUUUCAGUGGUUUAUUGGUCACUCUAAUGUAAAAUAUCUUUAACUUUGAAAUGAUUUUUUUUUCCAUCUUGAGAGACAAAAUUGACAUUGAGGUACAUGUGAUAUUGUCAGACUUCCAACUUGUAGAUGUCUCUAUAAACCUUACUAAUAUGUAAUAGUGGUAAAGUUAUGAAUCAGAUUUUAAUGGAAGCUGCUGUUGUCAAUACUGGAUACUCACUGACAUAAAUCAUCUGAGAAUUACUUCUGUUGAAAAGAAAAAAGAUUUCUGUUUAAAAAUUUGAUAAAGAAAUGGACAGCAUGUAUUGUGAAUAAAUAGUGUGAAUGUUUGUGGGAUUGAUGGUGAUUGUUUUAUUAAAGAAUGUACAACUGAAGACUCUUUUUUCUCAAAGUGAAAACAGAUUUCUACCUAUUAAUGUCAAAUGUUUGGAAAUAUAAGAUGCAGAAUUAGUCGCUGCAAACUGUUCACCUCCUACAAGUCAGUAUUUCAUAAAUGCACCUUUGGCUGCAAUUAUAGUAUUGAUCAUGAGCGGAUAAAUCUCAGUUAACCCCAUUCUUCUUUGCUUCAGCUCUGUCAGGUUUCACAGGUUUCAUCAUGAGUGAGUAACUCUCUGAAAGUCCAGCCACAAAUUCUUAACUGGAUUGUAAAUUCUUAUACAAAAAACAAAUUAAAUUGACUGUGAUUCAAUGUUAAAGAGCAAUAAAGGUGGAAAACUUCCAAAGGGGGUGUUGAUACUUCAAUAGACAUGGCAGUAAAAGUCCAAAAGAGAAAUUGUAGCAACACAUUGGAGGCAAAAAUAAAUCAUUGAAAUAUGCUGUUUGCAAAACUUGCAAAACAGCCCAAAGCAGCACAUGAUCAGCAGCAGAAACAUGAAUGACCUUCAGUGGAAAAGAGACACUGACAAAACAGCUACACGGUCAUUCAUUGCAAGUCAACAGUUAAAAAUGAAUCCAUCAGUUUGCAUUCAGCUGCUUCUACAUUUCUUUAAAAUCUCAAAAUAAAUGCAGCUGCAGAAAGAUGAGGAUUAAAUGUCUUUCACUAAAAGCUGUUGAAAUGUGCUGGUAAAAUAAAGUUUAUCUUUGAGUUUGAUAACAAUCAAUAAAAUUGGUUAGCUGUUCAAUAUGUUAUCAUUCCCUCAUUGCUCCUCCAUACAAAAUAAAUACUUACAAAUAUGCAAAGUUGAUAAAAUCAAACAGGAAGUAAAAAAUUAACAGGUGAUCAUUAAAAAGUGUAAGAGCAGCAAGACGGAUGACAUUUAUUGGAGUUUAGGAGAUUCUGCUUGAAAAGUGAAUAUUGCUGUUUUGUGGUUCAAUGCUGUUCUGUGGCUUGAGUUUUGGCCCUGGAUGAUGAUGAUGAUAAUGAUGAUGAUUCACAGUCAUGCUUUCCUGACAUGUGUGAUCUGCUGACAGAAAACCUCACCUCAAUGGACAGGCUGAGGAACUGUGAAAACCAGACAAUAAAACAAAUAAAACAAG
Messenger RNA from Amphiprion ocellaris (clown anemonefish), 2062 nucleotides. Its product is annotated as complement C1q-like protein 3. Gene Ontology annotation, molecular function: protein binding. The coding region runs from base 10 to 621 and encodes 203 amino acids. The record is from RefSeq and is a predicted model, not a curated record. Lineage: Eukaryota; Metazoa; Chordata; Actinopteri; Pomacentridae. The transcript is spliced from 3 exons.